UAUUUUUAUUAUUCUCUAGUUUAAGCUAUGAAGAAGGACAUCCCUCACUCUCUGAAACAAAUCGCCUUCAGAGACAGACUUUUGCAGCUUCUCAUCAACUUCCUGGAUAUCCUACCACACCUCAGCCAACCGGUCUUUCUGGAAUAUUUGAUACUGGUGUGAACAGUGCCAGCACUAACACUAAGGAAUCUUCAGUAAUGAACUUUCUCUCUUCUGUUGAAUCUCAAACAGCUCAGGCUGCUUCUUCAGGAACUACUCUUUUACCACAAUUCAGGGCUCCAUCCUGGCAGACAGGUAUGCAUUCCUCAGCAGCAGCUGAACUGUUCGUUACUGGACCUUUGCCAACCACUGGAACACUUUCACCUUCUGCCCUCUCUGCUUAUCAGCAUCCCACCACCUUCAACAAUAGGAACUUUGCUACCACCUCACCUUUGGUGCUUCAGGAUUCAAGUUUUAACACUACAUCAAAUGGAAUUCUAAAUCCUCAUGACCCUUUGCUACAAAUCAAAACUUCCCAGGGAACUGUUCCAACUGCUUUGGCAUUUGAGCGCCUGGGCAGUUCUGUGUUAUGUAACAGUGUACCACCUCAGUCCUCAACAUAUCGCUCAGCUCAAGAGUCUGCACCCCAUCUUUUACAACCUCAGUUCAGUUUGUUGCCUUCAGCACUUGGGGGAACCCAGCAAAUGCCUCAAGCCUACAGUACAACUCUCUUUACUAAUUCUACUGCUUCCAUUGAAAGAGCUCUUCGAGAAUGUAGUGUUAUUAAACACCAUCAGCGGCCUUCAGGUACCCAGUCUAUUCAGGCACAACUGACUGGUUCACAGCAUUCCUUACAUAGUUAUCUAUCAAAUGCAAAUGUAGUUAAUUUUCAGGAAACAAGCAGGCAGUCAUCUUUAUCCUGUAGCCCAAUUGGAGAGUCCACUCAGGUGAGCAAUGGAGGACUGCAGCAGAAGACCUCCCAGGUAUCAGUGGAACUUGCUCAAUCUUAUUCAUCUGUAAUUCCAUCAUCAGGGUAUCCUCCUUCCACUAUAAUAGUAAAAAGCUGUUCUGCAAAGGAACCACUCACAUCAACUAAGACUCCCAAACCUCAAAGUAUAAUUCCUCCUGUGCAAACACUAAGCUAUUCCAAACCUUUACAUAACCAGAGUUCUGUAAUAUCAGGCCAAGCACAAAUUUAUUCUACAGCACAGCUACCAAGCCUUUUAUCAGUUAGUCAAUCCCAAAAUUAUGGUUUAGUACAACCACAUAAUGUGCCAUCUAUUGUUCAUUCACAGGUUUAUAGAUCCAGCAAAGUUGAAAAGUUGCCAUCCUUAUAUAAAACACUGACUUUUUCUGGUUCACCUCAGACUAUAACUUCUGAAAAUCAGACACUUAAUUAUUCUAAUCAGCAAGAGGUGUUAUCCUCAGUUACAAAUGAGAAUUACCCUGCUCAAACAAGAGAUCUGUCCUCAGUUAGCCAGUCUCAAAGUUACUCAUCUGGUCAUUCUCAGGGUUUAUCACCAGCUAGCCAGACACAGGUUAAUUAUUCAUCUCAAUCACAAGUUUUGUCAGUUGUUAAUCCUUCAGAAAGCUAUGCUUCGGGGCAGUCCCUGACAUUAACAGCUCCUUCUCUUUCUUAUUCUUCCGCCUCACCGGCUCAGAGUUUGCCAGAGUCUAGCACAACCCAGAAUUAUAUUUCUGUGCACUCUUCCCAAAAUGCUCAAGCUCAAGGGUCAUCAUCUCCCCAGUCCCAAAAGUUUUUGCCUGCCAUUCAGUCAUCUUUUACGUCCUCUACUCAUUGUCAGACAUUAAAGGACAGCAUACCUUCCCCUGAUCCAAAGUCUUAUGCUGAAAGGAAACUUGACUCAAAUGUGUAUACAUCUUCAAAGCAAAAAGAUGGUUUUCCAAUGCAAGAGUUACAGGUAUUACAGCCACAAGUAUCUCUUGAGUCAUCGACCCAAAGGCUAUCUGAUGGGGAAAUUAGUGUUCAAGAAUCAACUUAUAAGGUGUCAAAGGCAGAUGACAGAUAUUCUCAGAGCGUAAUCAGAAGUAAUUCCCAUCUUGAAGGUGACGUUGUUGGGAUUGCUCUACAAAGUUCAAAAAAAGAAGAAAGUAUGGUUAGUUCAGUGACACAACUUAACCAACAAAUUGGCCAAGUCAAUAGUGCAGCAGCCCUUGAUAUUAAGAAGGCAACUGAUUUAAUGCAAACUCCACAAAUAACAUUGAAUACUAAAGACCUAAACCAGCAGCACUCUCUUAUACAUAAGGUACAUGAUGUCAAGGUCCAGGAGCCGCAUGAUCAAAUAAUUAAUGCAUCAUCUCAGAUUCAAAUUCCAAAUCAUACUUUAGGGCAGGACCAUCAGGCAUCUCUUCCUAAUACACAGAUCCUUUUAGAUUCUACCUGUGAUUUACAAAUUCUUCAGCAGUCAAUGCUGCAGGCAGGUUUAGGACAAGGAAAGGCGUCUUUACAAGUACAUCAUGUUCCAAGUCCUCAACAAAUAGUGCAUCCUUUUCUUCAAAUGGAUAGUCAUGUUAUUCAGAGCAAUGGUGAUCAUUCUCAGCAGCAACUCCAUACUCAGAACUCUGAAAUUAUGAAAAUGGACCUCUCUGAGUCUUCAAAAGCUUUACAACAACAUCUAACAACAAAGGGCCAUUUUAGUGAAACAAAUCAGCAUGAUUCAAAGAAUCAUUUUGUUUCCCUUGGAUCAAUAUGUUUUCCAGAGGCAAUUCUUCUCAAUGAUGAAAGAAAUAUUUUAUCAAAUGUGGAUGAUAUCUUAGCAGCUACAGCAGCAGCUUGUGGGGUUACACCUUCUGAUUUUUCCAAGUCAACUUCAAAUGAAACCAUUCCAACUGUUGAAGAUGGUAAUUCUAAAUCUCAUUUUCAGCAGUCAUUAGAUGUCGGGCAUGUAAGUUCAGAUUUUAACUCUAUAACUGCUACAGUAGGAAAGCCACAGAAUAUAAAUGAUAUUUCCUUAAAUGGAAAUCAAGUUACGGUAAACCUUUCACCAGUAUCUACCCUUCAGUCAAAAAUGACUCUUGAUCAACAGCACAUUGAAACACCAGUUCAAAAUAAAGCAUCUAAACUAACGUCACCAGUGACUGGACCAAGUCAUGAAGUCCAGGAGCAAAGGUCUGGCCCAUUCAAGAAACAGCCUGCUACCAAUCAUGACUUUGAAGAUGAUUGUGAAGUUCCUGUUGAUAGCUCAUUAAAUAAUAACAGAAACCAAGAGUUCGUUUCCAGUAGUAGAAGUAUAAGUGGAGAGAGUGCUACAUCGGAGAGUGACUUCACCUUAGGGGGUGAUGACAGUGGUGUGUCAGUGAAUCUGACAAGGAGUGCACUUGCACUGUUGGCCAUGGCCCAACCUGGGGAGGCAAUCAGUGUCAAGAUUGAAGAAGAAAACCAAGAUUUACUGCAUUUUAACCUUCAGAAGAAGAAAACUAAAGGGAAAGGGCAAACUAAAGAGGAAGAGAACAGUAAUCUGAAACAGCUGAAAAGACCUAUCCAAGGCAAACGCCAGAAUUCAAGGGGAACAGAUAUAUAUUUGCCAUAUACUCCUCCUCCCUCAGAAGGCUGCCAUGAUGUUUAUCAGCAUCAAGAAAAAAUGAGACAGAAGAUCAAAGAAGUAGAGGAAAAACAGCCAGAAGUCAAAACAGGAUUUAUUGCCUCUUUCUUAGAUUUUCUGAAAUCUGGGCCCAAGCAGCAGUUUUCCACUCUUGCUGUACGAAUGCCUAACAGGACUAGACGACCAGGGACCCAGAUUGUUCGUACAUUUUGUCCCCCACCAUUUCCAAAGACUUCAUCUACAGUACCCACACCUUUAGUGUCUGAAACGGGGGAUAACAGUCCAUCAGAAAAAGUUGAUAAGGAACUUAAAAACUUAGAACAUUUAUCUUCAUUCUCAUCUGAUGAAGAAGAUUCUGGAGUAUGCAGUCAGGAUAUUUAUAAAAGCACCUCUACUACCUUAACUACUUUGGAUACUACUUCUGAUAAAACAAAGGAAACAGUUUCAGAAGCCCUACAGGUGGUAACUACUAGCCUAACUGCCAAUACUACUGGUACUUCUACUACUUCCUCCACCUCUGUGGGUACAAUUAAGCAAGAACCUCUCUACUCUACUUCAUCUGCAGUAAAUAUCCUGGAAAAUAAAGGCUCUACAGAACUCCCAAAACCCAUCGAACUUGAUGGUCUUCCUUCAAACCAAUUUGCAAAAGGACAAGACACUAUUGCCAUAGAAGGUUUUACAGAUGAUGAGAACACAGAAAGUGGAGGAGAAGGCCAAUACAGAGAGCGUGAUGAGUUUGUGGUAAAGAUAGAAGACAUAGAGACUUUUAAGGAGGCUUUAAAAACAGGAAAAGAACCGCCAGCUAUUUGGAAAGUACAAAAAGCUUUAUUACAGAAGUUUGUUCCUGAAGUUCGAGUUGGGCAAAGAGAAUUUGCUGCUACAAAUAGUUACCUUGGAUAUUUUGGAGACGCAAAGAGUAAAUACAAAAGGAUAUAUGUGAAGUUCAUUGAAAAUACAAACAAAAAGGAAUAUGUCAGAGUGUGUUCCAAAAAGCCAAGAAGUAAGCCUUCACAAACUAGCAGAACUGUUCCGGCGAAGCCUAGUAAUAGCAGUAAAACUUCUGAUCCUCCAACACCAAAAACGACUACAAAAGCCCCUUCCAUGAAACCCAAAGGUAAACAGCUAAAGGUAAAGGCUGAGCCACCACCAAAGAAACGAAAGAAAUGGAAAGAAGAAUUUUCAUCAUCCCAGUCUGAUUCAUCUCCUGAGGUCCACUCUAAUAGUAGUAAUGAGGAAUUUGAUCCUCCAGCUCCCUUUGUCACUCGUUUUUUGAACACAAGAGCAAUGAAGGAAACCUUUAAGAGUUACAUGGAAUUGCUUGUUAGCAUUGCUUUGGACCCUGACACAAUGCAAGCCUUAGAGAAGAGCAAUGAUGAGCUACUUUUGCCUCAUAUGAAAAAAAUAGAUAGCAUGCUGAAUGAUAACCGAAAGAGACUUCUUUUGAAUCUUCAUUUGGAUCAAUCAUUCAAGAAUGCUUUGGAAAGUUUUCCUGAACUAACAAUAAUUACUCGAGACUCUAAAGCAAAAAGUGGGGGAUCUGCUGUUUCUAAAAUCAAAAUGAAUGGCAAAGCUUAUAAUAAGAAAACUCUAAGGACUUCUAAAACAACCAUUAAAUCUGCACAAGAGUUUGCUGUUGAUCCAGAGAAAAUACAGCUAUAUUCUUUGUAUCAUUCACUCCAUCAUUAUAAAUAUCAUGUUUAUCUGAUAUGUAAAGACGAGAUCUCUUCUGUGCAGAAGAAAAAUGAAGAUUUAGGGCAAGAAGAAAUUGUUCAGCUUUGUAUGAAAAAUGUAAAAUGGGUAGAAGACCUAUUUGAAAAAUUUGGAGAACUUCUAAAUCAUGUACAGCAGAAAUGCUCCUAACAUUUUCAGAAAAUUUUCAUCUGUUUUGUAGCACUAAUGAAAUGGUGGAGGGAGUGAUCAAAGUUGGUCUAGAACAGUGGUUCUCAACCUUCCUAAUGCCGCGAUCCUUUAAUACAGUUCCUCAUGUUGUGGU
Molecule: messenger RNA, 5535 nt
Organism: Myotis davidii
Lineage: Eukaryota; Metazoa; Chordata; Mammalia; Chiroptera; Vespertilionidae
Gene: QSER1
Product: glutamine and serine rich 1
Exons: 12
Coding region: 198-5402 (1734 amino acids)
Source: RefSeq, a predicted model, not a curated record